Tremella mesenterica DSM 1558 is the source of this 4743-nucleotide messenger RNA. RefSeq lists its product as uncharacterized. The record is from RefSeq and is a predicted model, not a curated record. Gene Ontology annotation, molecular function: ATP binding; nucleic acid binding. NCBI's taxonomy places the organism in Eukaryota, Fungi, Basidiomycota, Tremellomycetes, Tremellales, Tremellaceae. The coding region runs from base 1 to 4743 and encodes 1580 amino acids. The transcript has 31 exons.
AUGACACAGCCAAUCAUCCCCUUGGAUGAGGUAUUGAGGCAGCUGAACGCAGAGGUCGCCAAACCCAGAUACAACUAUGAUGAUAUGAAUGACGUGGAAGAACACUAUACCCAGGUACCCUCAUCUGAUACUUUCACUCCUGCAGCAUUUGACACCCCCACCCCGCAUCGAUUCCAUUCUGCUCUCAUACCCUCACCCAAUCCCUUCCAGACUUCAUCAUCCUAUGUUCCACUAGUUGGUGUUCCUCCUGCUCGCUCCUAUACAUCGGAACUAGUCUCAACGGACACGCGAGUCUCCAGCUCGACACAACGGCCGCAAAGGUCAGCUCAGCAGCAGCUCACCAAUAUGCCUGAGCUUUCAUCACAGUGGCCUCAGGUUUUCCCGAACGAUCUUGCUCACCCGAUGCAAUGGCGAGAAGACGAUGGUUUUGGAGCGGACCCGGUCACUGAAGAUAACGAUCAGUAUGAUGGGGAUGAGAUGUGGAAGGACGAAGAUGCUUUGGCUGCUGUAGAUGCUGCUAGCAAGCCCACUCAACGAGAACUUUCCAGCAGUCCCAAUGCAGCUGACGACGAUGAGCCUGUUGCAACUAUCGAAGUUCUGAAUCGUCGCAAAGCCCAAGACAAAGACCUCAAAGAGAGACGACGUGAAUAUGUGACUCGAACCGGCACAGAGAAGCCCGUCACUGAUGUUCCCGCACCGCAUUGCAAGCUGUUCGAGUUUGCCACUUUCAACACAAUGCAGACAAAGGUCUUCGAUUCUGUGUAUAAUGGUGACGAUAACCUAGUCAUUGCUGCGCCUACCAGUUCCGGGAAGACCACAGUGUUCGAUCUCGCCUUCCUCCGCAUGAUGAGUCAAGAAACAUUUGGGAUGACACCCAUGGCAGUAUAUCUGGCCCCUACGAAAGCACUUUGCUCUGAAAGGAUGAGUGAUUGGAGUAGGCGGUUUCAGUCUGUCCAAUUGGGGUGGCUCUGUAAUGAGGUCACUGGAGACACCGGGUCAUACAACGAGAUAACCACCGCUUUGAGGACGGCAAACCUUAUAGUUACAACUCCCGAAAAGUGGGACUCACUAACCCGACGCCGCUCCCAGAGUCAUCACCUUCUCCGUCGUCUGGCCUUGGUGAUGAUAGACGAGGUGCACUUCUUGCACGAGACCCGGGGAGCGACACUAGAAGUACUUGUCUCACGAAUCAAAACCAGAGCAGACAACGUUCGAUUUAUCGCUCUAAGUGCCACAGUGCCCAACGUUGAUGAUGUGGCUAGGUGGAUUGGAGCUGCAACGAACACUACUAUCACCACACCAUACCUCACUGAUCGUGAUGGUGAUGAUAGAGAUGAGGCCCCUGACUCUGCCACCGGAGUUGAGAAACUCUCUAUGGCCAAAGUAUUCAAAUUCGGAGAGGAGACCCGUCCAGUGCCUCUGACACGCCAUUUUUAUGGCUACGAGGGAGGUAACGAAUGGGCUCUGAGCCCUCAACUUGACAAAUCUCUUUUCCCCAUACUACUCAAGCACUGUGAUGCCAAACCCGCUUUGGUCUUCUGCCCCACUCGUCGAUCGUGUUUGACAACCGCUCAAUAUGUCCAUAAGAUCUACACAGAGGCACGCGUCAAAUAUCAGCCUCUUCCCUGGAGACCUCCUGGAUCUAAGCUGGUUUUGAAAGACACACAAGUCGCCGCACUCACUGAUUGUGGUAUUGCAGUCCACCACGCGGGGCUUGAUUAUACCGACAGGCGGGACAUCGAGAAUGCUUUCAAGGAGCAAAAACUGCAUCUCAUCGUUUGCACCUCGACUUUGGCCGUUGGAGUCAAUCUACCUGCUCACACCGUGGUUAUCAAAGGUACUCAGACAUGGCAGGGAGGAGCGACGGGUUUUAAGGAGUACAGUGAUAUCGAGAUCCAGCAAAUGAUGGGCCGGGCCGGUCUACCGAGAGAAGCUCAACUCAAACACCGUCCUGGAGAGUUGUCUGUGAGAGGACUAUCAUGCUCAUGGCAUCGUGCUGAAUUCUACAGACACCAAAACUUGACAGAGCAUAUAAACAGUGAAAUAGGCCUCGGUACCAUCACCGACCUGAAGACUGCACAAGACUGGUUGAAGAGUUCCUUUCUGUUCAUACGUAUUCAACAGAAUCCAAGGCAUUAUGCGAUACCGGGUUUGAAAGAUAAGGACAGUCGAACAUCCUGGGAAGAAUGGCUAGAUCAUUAUGUUGAAAGCGCUUUGAAGGCUCUGGAGGAAUAUGAUUUUGUGACCCACGAAGAUGGCGACGAUGAUGCCGACUACCAUCGCCCGGGGCUGUCUCUCACUGCAAUCGGCAGGAUCCUGAGCGAGAAUUUCAUAGCAUUCGAAACCAUGGUCCUCAUCAUUGGCAUGAAGCCUCGUGCAACUCUGAGGGAAUUAUUAGAGAUUCUGUCCAGCGCCAAAGAGUAUGAGGAUCUUCGCAUUCGGCCAGGAGAAGGUCAGGCUCUUAACAAGCUCCGAACAAAUGUCGAGCUUCGUUUCACGCUUGACGAGCCGGUGAAGUCAUAUGCGGACAAAGUGUUCCUAUACUUUCAAGUCUGCUUCUCCAAUAUCGACUUAGAAAACGAGUCCGGUAGUGGGAACGCAUCGCCUCACAAGAAUCUCAUGGCCAUCUUCCAACAUGCAACCCGUAUCACAAGAGCGAUCGUGUCUGUCGCCAAAGAGAAGCACUAUGGUGGAGCCUGUCGUUCAGCUCUGCAGUUAUUACACGCUGUUGCUGGGAAAGCAUGGGAGAAUGAAGCUUCCAUGUUCCGACAGAUUGAGAGCAUUGGUCCAAAAUCAAUCAAAGUGCUGAGGAGUAAAGGUAUCAAUAAUUUUGAUGCUCUCAUUGCGGUCAACGUAUCCGAAUUGGCCCACUUCCUCAAUAGAGAUUUUCAAUUUGCCAACGCGGUGCAUGUCGAUGCCGAGUGCAUGCCUCGCUAUACGGCCGAGAUUUCAACCGCCGAGGUCAGUACCGAAGGGAAGUACCCAAUUGUCACGUUUCGGGUCAAGAUCCUUCAAACUUCGAAAACUCCCAGCAACAAUGCCGCUCGAGGUAAUGGGAGACGACGUUACCGGCCCCCACCGAGACACAACCUUUCCAUACUGUUUCUACGUUCGGAUGACAUGUGGAUAGACCUCCGAAAGGCUCUAACGUCCAAGCUUAACGAUCAACAUAGGAUUUUCACUAUACAAGCUACGCUUGAACGUCCGGAUCAUAAAAUCAUCGCCUAUAUCGGAGUGGACGAAGUGGCAGGUUGUGCCACCCGAGUGGAAUACGACCCGAAGCUUGACGCGGAUCUUUUCCCAGAAAUCGAGACGGAAGAGGAGAGUGAAGAUGAGGACUCUGACAAUAAUCAUCAAAGCAUCGGAGGCAGCGGUGAACGAAAGGCGACACAGGCUGUGAGCCAGAUGCCGUGUCACCAUCGUUGUCGGAAUCGCAAGGUCUGUGCACAUGCAUGUUGCAAGCAAGGCGUGUCUCAGCUGCAAACGGAUACAAAACGAGGAGCCCGACGAGGUCCACCACCCGACACCGAGCGAUCUCCACACCUAUCUACACAGGAAAUGCAUGCUGCUCCUUUGACCAACAAAUCAGCUAGUCCACUUGUACCCCCGACCGAUACACACGACUCGACCGUGUACACGAAUACGACCGCGUCUGGGCUUUCAAAGACAAAAACGAAACAGAAACAAUCCCAGGGGAAUGCGACGAUUGCUACUCAACAGAACGGCACGAAGAGACGAAAAGCUUCGACAGCUGGUCAAGAACCGACUGAAGCGCCGCAGGGGUCCUCAAAGAAGCCCCAGAGACAUGUCGUCAGUGCCGAUGCUGCUCAUCGGUUCAUUCUGAACCCCACAUCAUCACCUUUCUCAGAAACAGAGGAAGAAAUGAUUUCAGAGGUCGAACUCGCCGACCUUUCCACUAAGAAGACCAGUCGCCAGAAUGGAUGUGUUCAACCCGGUCCGGUCAAGCGGCGUCGUCUCGUAACGGUCAAUAGUGACACGCGUGGUAGAGUGACCCCUCAGUCUAUCCCCCAUCCGCAGGUUACGAAGGAGCGACAGGACUUGUCGACCUCCGCGCAAGCAUAUGGGGCAAUCAAUGCUCAGAUGACCGACUCGGCUACAUUGCAGAAAACCCAACUGACAUCGGCAUCGCCACCUAUAUCACCAUCGUUGUCACCCAUACUCAACAUGUCUUUGUUCGAACCUCUCCCGCCGCCCAUUCCCCUCUUUCCUCGAGUCUCGUCCGCUGCUCCACCGAGCGUCCCUCAAGAACCUAUCAGAUGGUGGGAAGCAGAUGACGAAGAUGAUCUCGAUCAUCUCGGAUCUUUCGCCGUAACUUCGGAGAAACGAAAUGACAAAGGAUCAUAUCCCUCUGUCACAUCUCAACCUCCCAGUCACCCCGGCGAGCGAUACGAUCGACAUGCCAGCGGAUACCAUCUGAACUAUCGCAAUACCCCCCUUUCGACUUCGAUGGGAGCCGCGAUCGAUGUCAAAGGAACUUGUGAGAAUCCGGUCGGAAGCUUUGGUGAUAAUCAGGGGCAAGGACAUGUCUAUCCGGUCUUUGAAGAUUGUUCGCCCUCCCCUUGUAUUGCUCCUCGAUCGGACACAUGGUCGAAGGAUGCCCCAGGCGGCAUGGGAUGGGGGGAAGCUGAUGAAUUAGCCUCCGAGCAGGUGCAGGUGAACGGGAAAGGGGGUGAAGAGAGGGAUGAAGUGGAAGAAGCGUUUGAACGGUUCAUGAGUUGGUAG